AUGAGGACGAACUUAGGUCCUGCCAAACACGAUGGCCCAGGACCCGGCGGCCUGAAGGACACUUGUGUGCCCACCAGCCUGCAGAUGGACAGCGCGGUGACCCUGGCGGAGGACGUGGUGGGAGACGUGUCCUGGCUGGACGAGGGCUUCCUGAAGAAGGCGCUGCAGGCGGCGAGCAGCGGGUCGCGGGACCAGGACAUCGCGGUGCGGCGCGCGACCGUCUGCAUGGCCACGUCGCCCGGCGACAACUACUUCAGCCUCAUGUACCGCGUGCGCGCGCAGUUCUCGAGGGCCGGCGGGGCGCCGGAGAGCGCGUCCUUCAUCGUGAAGGCGCUGCCGGCGGAGGGGCCGGUGCGGCAGAUGGUGCUGGACUGCGGGAUCUUCGCGCGCGAGGUGGCCGCCUACUCGUCGCUGCUGCCCGAGCUGCACCGCCUGCUGGGCGCCGGCUGCCCCAGGGUCGCCGCCCAGGGGCUGUGCUGGGAGCUGGCCCCCGCGCCCCGGCUCGCCAUGGAGGACCUGGCGGCGCUGGGGUUCGCGACGGCGCCCCGGCGACUGGGGCUGGACCUCGCGCACUGCCGGCUCGUGCUGGAGACCCUGGGCAGGUUCCACGGCGCGGCGGCGGUGCUGGCCGCGCGCCGGCCGGACGUCGUCGCGCCCUUCAGGGACAACCCCUUCGCGGCCGCCGCGGACUGCGGGGUGCGCCGGCUGCUCACCAACACCCUCUCCGCUCUGGGCGUCGCGGCCGAGGGCUGGCCCGGGCACGAGGCGUGCGGCCGCAAGCUGCGCCAGCUCUCCCCGGGCUACUUCCACAAGGUCGUCCGGGCCAUGUCGCGAGACGAGUCGUCCUUCAACACCGUCAACCACCUCGACCUGUGGGUCAACAACGUCAUGUUCGCGCACACCGAGGAGCGCCCCGUGGCCGCGCGGUUCGUCGACUUCCAGAUGCCGUACGUGACGUCACCGGCCGUCGACCUGCUGUACUUCCUGUACACGAGCCCCUCGCCCGAGGUGCGGGCGGGUCACCGGGACGACCUGCUGGCCUGGUACCACGCCUCGCUGACGGGCACCCUCCGUGUGCUGGGGCACCCCGAGCUGCUCCCCGCGCUGCAGCAGCUCCGCCACGAGGUGCGCCGCAGGGAGUUCUACGGCCUGUUCGCCGCCUGCAGCAUCAUGCCCUUCGUGCUGAGCGGGCCGGGCCGCGCGCCAGCCAUGCAGGACGUCAUCGGGGAUUCGCCCGACAUCGACCCGCGGGCCUUCUACUCCCGCGAGUACGUCGCCGAGAUCCAGAAGCUCCUGCGGGUCUUCGAUGCCAGGGGCUUCCUCGACUAG
This is a messenger RNA of Bacillus rossius redtenbacheri, 1329 nucleotides long. RefSeq lists its product as uncharacterized. The coding region runs from base 1 to 1329 and encodes 442 amino acids. The transcript has a single exon. The record is from RefSeq and is a predicted model, not a curated record. Lineage: Eukaryota; Metazoa; Arthropoda; Insecta; Phasmatodea; Bacillidae.